CCCUUUCCUCAUUCCCUCGCCAUCAAUCCGCCUCUCCUGAUACACCAACUAAAGAGAAGAUUUAACCACCCCCCUUCAGUUUUUUCCCUAGAAGGAAGCGAAGAACAGCCGCGCGACCGGAUCCAGUUCACGCUGGAUUUUUAAGGAGUAGGGCCCGAUGCACUUUUCUGUUAAAGAAACCCUCAUUCUUCCGCCUCGUAGUCCGAGAAACGCUGAGGCGGCAGAGAAGGAAGAAGGCGCUGUCCCGGGUGGGAAGAAGCUUUAAACGCAGCGCGAAGGAGGGGGCAAAUCAGAGGAGAGUCUUCCUCCUGACGCUACUUAAGAAAGGAGAAGACGAGAGGAACGGCGGCUGAAGCUGCUCCCGUCUCGCCUAGCUCGCAAAGAGUGGUUUGGAGUAGCAGGAGUCUCGCAGCGCCCCCACACAGCGACUAAUUGAUGCCACCCACCAGGGCUUGUAACGCGGGUCGUCGUCGCUCGCUUCGGUUCAUGCUGCUACUGCUGCCGCCUCCUUACUAGCCGCGCUCUCUUGCGCUGCCUCCUCCCCCUCUCCCCCUCCCCCUCCCAAUGGCUUCGUUCCCCGAGUCGGAUUUCCAGAUUUGUCCGCUGUGUAAGGAGAUGUGCGGCUCGCCGGCUCCUGUCUCCUCUAAUUCGUCCACUUCGUCGUCCUCUUCUCAGACUUCAAACUCUUCCGGCGGCGGCGGAGGGGGGUCCUCAUCCUGCACCCCGUCGAGGCGGCUCCACGUCUUGCCUUGCCUGCACGCUUUCUGCCGCCAGUGCCUGGAAGCGCAGCGCCACCCAACCGCGAGUAACACUCUCAAGUUGCGCUGCCCCAUCUGCGACCAGAAGGUGGUGAUCUCGGAGCCGUCGGGCAUGGACGCGCUGCCUUCCUCCAACUUUCUCCUCAGCAACCUGCUUGACGUGGUCGUCGUGGCCGCCGCCGCCGCCGAAGACCAGAAGAACAACGGUCGUCCGGGCGGAGGCGGCGGCCAAGGAGGCGGCGGCGGAGCGGCGAGCAACAGCAAUGCUAACAGCCGGCACCCUCAUUCCCGCCAGCAGCCUGUUCAGCAGCAACAGCAGCACCGCGCCGCUGCGGGCGGCUCCUCCCCGGGUUCUGCCGCCGGCUCGGCGCCGUCCGGGGGAGGCGGUGGCUCCGCGUUGCUGCUUAGGCGGCCCCACAGCCGACAAGGCGAGCCCCGCUGCAGCUCGUGCGAUGAAGGCAACGCCGCCAGCUCCCGCUGCCUCGACUGCCAGGAGCACCUGUGCGACAACUGCGUGCGCGCCCACCAGCGCGUUCGCCUCACGAAGGACCACUUUAUCGAGCGCUUUGGCCCAGGGCCGCCCGCGACGGCGGGAACCGGCCCCGCCUCGGCAGCCUCCCAGCUCGCUCUCAGCCCGCCCUAUUCCGCCGCGCCUUACAACAUCCUCUCUGUCUUCCCGGACCGAGUCACCUACUGCCAGCACCACGACGACGAGGUGCUGCAUUUCUACUGUGAUGCUUGUUCUGUUCCCAUUUGUCGGGAAUGCACCAUGGGACGCCAUGUCGGCCAUAGCUUUAUCUACCUCCAAGAAGCUUUGCAGGACUCCAGAACUCUUACUAUUCAGCUGCUAGCAGAUGCACAACAGGGCCGCCAAGCUAUUCAGCUAAGUAUUGAGCAAGCGCAAGCUGUAGCAGAACAAGUUGAGAUGAAGGCAAAAAUGGUACAAUCUGAAGUGAAGGCUGUGACUUCCAGACACAAGAAGGCUUUAGAAGAAAGAGAAUGUGAGCUGCUGUGGAAGGUGGAAAAAAUUCGCCAAGUGAAAGCCAAAUCCCUCUACUUGCAAGUUGAGAAGUUACGUCAAAAUCUUAAUAAGCUAGAUAACACCAUCAGCGCAGUCCAGCAAGUCUUAGAAGAGGGCCGGAACAUGGAUAUCCUCUUGGCACGGGAUCGGAUGCUUGCACAGAUGCAGGAAAUGAAGAAUGUAAGAGGCUUCCUGCAGCCUCAAGAGGAUGACAGGGUCAUGUUUACUCCUCCUGAUCAGGCACUGUAUUUGGCCAUCAAGUCUAUGGGGUUUGUCAGCAGUGGAGCCUUUGCUCCUCUGACCAAAGCCACUGGAGAGAGUCUCAAACGUGCUUUGCAAGGCAAAGUAGCCUCUUUCUCAGUGAUAGGUUAUGAUCAUGAUGGUGAGCCUCGCCUUUCUGGGGGAGACAUGAUUUCAGCUGUUGUAAUGGGGCCAGAUGGAAAUCUCUUUGGUGCUGAUAUUUGUGACCAGCAAAAUGGAACUUAUCUUGUAAAUUACAGGCCACAGAUGGAAGGGGAACAUCUGAUCUCAGUCAUGAUGUGCAACCAGCAUAUAGAAAACAGCCCAUUUAAAGUCAUGGUCAAAUCAGGACGCAGUUAUGUUGGCAUUGGAUUGCCAGGGCUCUGUUUUGCUAGUGAGGGGGACAGUGAUGGAAAGCUGUGCCGCCCCUGGGGUGUUAGUGUAGACAAGGAAGGCUAUAUUAUUGUUGCUGAUCGUAGCAACAACCGCAUUCAGAUCUUUAAACCUUGUGGGGCUUUUCACCACAAGUUUGGCACCUUGGGUGUCAGACCUGGCCAGUUUGAUAGGCCUGCUGGCGUUGCCUGUGACUCCUCACGGAGGAUUGUUGUGGCAGACAAGGACAAUCAUCGCAUCCAGAUCUUCACUUUUGAUGGCCAAUUCAUUCUCAAGUUUGGGGAGAAAGGAACCAAGAAUGGGCAGUUCAAUUAUCCAUGGGAUGUAGCAGUUAACUCUGAGGGAAAAAUCCUGGUGUCCGACACAAGGAAUCAUCGGGUUCAAUUAUUUGGACCUGAUGGAGUGUUCCUGAAUAAAUAUGGUUUUGAAGGAGCACUCUGGAAGCACUUUGAUUCCCCACGAGGUGUGACAUUCAAUCACGAGGGCCAUCUUGUCGUGACUGAUUUCAACAAUCAUCGUCUUCUAGUAAUUCGCCCUGACUGUCAGUCAGCCCGUUUCCUUGGGUCUGAAGGCACAAAUAAUGGUCAGUUUUUGCGCCCACAAGGUGUGGCUGUGGAUCAGGAAGGUCGUAUUAUUGUGGCAGAUUCCAGGAACCACCGUGUUCAGAUUUUUGAGCCAAAUGGUAGUUUUUUAUGCAAAUUUGGCACUCAGGGAAGUGGCUUUGGUCAGAUGGACCGUCCUUCAGGUAUUACAGUCACCCCAGAUGGUAUGAUAGUUGUGGUGGACUUUGGAAACAAUCGAAUCCUCAUAUUCUAAUCUAUGUAUAUGUGUACUAAGAAGAAACUGUCUCAGGGAAAAUCCUUUUAAGAGAUCUUGCCCCACAUAAACACACAAAUAUUCCAAUGAUAGUUCAAACCUACCUCAUCUUUAAUUUUUUUAUAGAUGAAUGUAUUUCCCUUUAUAUCUGCAGGGGUUGAACCUGUGAUUAUAUGAACUCUUAAUCUACCUCAUUAUCUUUAUGUUCCUUUACAUCCACAGUAUACACGGUGCAGUAUAAAAUUAAGCCUCUUUUUCCCUAAAUGGGACACUCAUGCACAAGCUUGUUUCUGUGCACAUUAGCUGGUUGUGUGAUAAACUUUAUAGAUUCUGCCAAAGAGGCACACUCAUCUUGAAAAAGAAGAAAAAAAAUCCGUAGUUUUAGAUUUUUAAUUGUUUUAUAUUCAGAUUGUACUGUGUUUUUCUUAUUGGAGAAGGUGAAGGGAGCUGUAUUUUUAGAUGCUGCUGCAGCAGAGAAAUCUUUUCUUUGUUCUCUUUUUUUAUACCUCAGUGCAUUUGACAUACUGUUCCACAUAGCAUCUUCUUUGUCACUGGUACUUUUCUGCAUGUGUAUUUUGAAAAAUGCAGUAAUUUCACAACACAAAAACAAUAUUUGAGAAUGUACAAAAUGUGAUGUAUUCAACCUUAUUUUGGUAGUUUGGACUUUGGCCCAAAGGGCCUCAGGGCAAAACCACCCAUACAUAAUCUGGAGAUCCUAGAAACAGCUUUUUUAUCUGCUAGGCAAAGUUGCUCUCUACACUUGGAAACUUUAGAAGUUACCUCUGUUGUCGUCUAAGGAGCUACUACAUGGGUGAAAAUGUGUCUCCCCAAAUAGCUUCUGACUUCAAAAGGAUGUUUGGAAUGUAGCUUUGAUAUAGUUGGAUGUUCAAGGCAAAUGAGGAUUUCCUCUUAGGCUAGUGUUUUUUCUCAUAACCUUUCUUCCAGUUCUUUUUUUUUUUUAGUCACUUCCCUUAUGUAUUGUCUGUGUGUGUCUAUAUAUGUGUAACAAAUAUGUGGCAAUAGCCAUUACAAUGAGUCAGAUGUUUAGGCAUGAUAUGAUAUUUCUGUUUUGAAGUUUUAUGUUGAAGAAAUUAGCUUUUUGUAAUGUAGCAUUAUCAAGACGUGUGAUUUUUCAGGUAUAUAUAUAUCACAGUAAGUUCAAAUUUGGAAUUCCAGGGUGCAUAUCAGAAAUUAACAGUAAGGAAAGAAAGUAGAUAAUAGUAUGUAAUCUGAGUGGAUGGUUUCUGGCCUUUUUCAGCACCCCUCCCCCCUAUUAAAUGGAAUAUCUACAUGGGAAAUUCAUCCUGACAGGAUAACCAUGUAGCUCCCUCUUUGGGAUAAAGAUUGUGGAAAGUGAACCACCCUAAAUCCUACCUCAUUUGCUCCAGCGCCAAAGAAUGCCAUGUAAAAUGGGGGUGCAUUUCUAAAACCAAAACUAGUAAAUACCUUGAAUUCAAUCAGCCACAUUUAGCACUGAAAAUACUGAGAAUAUUUAUACUUCUCCAAGAAGCUCUGUAACUCAAGUUUUAUACCAAAUCAUAGGAAUGUAAUUCCUUCCCUGCUUUGUCAUUAACCCCUAUAUAUCGCUAUUGAUAUUUGAGCCAAUAUGUGCUGAGUUACUAUGGUGCUUAGUCUCUAUGCUAAGGCUUGUCCUUGGAGUCAUGUCUGUCAGGUAGUCUAAUGUCUUUUAUUUACGAUCCUGCUUGGAGAUCCAAAAUACUGAUAGAGCAAUCAGCAAUCCCAGAGUUUUCAAAUAGAUUACUUCUUUUUUUAGAAUUGAGUAAUCAAGGGGAUAAUAUGAACAUUUCAUGUAGUGACUGAAAUACUCUUUAAUGAAAAAUAAUGCUUGCUAUCCAACCAUAAUUAAUUACUGUCAGAUCUAUCCUUGAAUGUUUUGACCAGAAGAUGUUAUGACUGCACUUUUUGCAUUUUCCAAGGCAUUACUUUCUAGAUGUGAUGAAAUUGAAUUCAUUCUUUAACUGGAUGGCUACAUUGAUAAAAGGGAUAGUUAACUACUAUAUCCUUCUCCCAGAGAUUCAGGGCAUUCACAAACUUACAAUUUUACAAUCCUUCACUGAACAUCUUAGCAUUUCUAAUGUUUUAUGCUAUAUAAAUCAGUUGGGCAGACCCAAUGGUCUCCUUUAGUCACCACCAAUAUCUCUGAGUACAUGGAUUCAAAUUAGGCUUGGGGUAGAGUUGAUAAAAUAUAAGCUACUUUCAAUAUUUUAUAUUGCCGCAACUGAUAUAAAGCUAAGUUGCAAAGGAGAUUCACUGCUAAGGGAUAAAAGACUAGGUUAUCUGGUUAAGAAGGAUUGCCUUCUUAACCAUGGGCAAACCAAUAUACUGGUAGUAUAUGAUGGAGGUGGUAUUAAUACUUUAAGAUAACAUACCAUGAUGCUUGAAAAUAUGUUCUUCUCUUGGACACCAAAUAUUCUAUUUCAAAGGGAGGGGGGUUCUAUUGCCCCUGCCUUUAAUAAAUAAUAAAGGCAGGAUAUAAAAUAUAUAAGUCAUGUCCCAUAUAAGUCAUAUUAUGCUUGUCAGAAACUGUUACUGGAGUUGAGCAUUGUCACUGUUCAAUGGAAAUUGAAGUUUAUCUUGAUGCCAAACUUAAUAUAAGACCAGUGCAUAACCUAUGAAGACAUUUCAGAUUUUAGUUUGUACUUGAAACUCUAACGUUAGUUUCUCCAAAAUGGCUACCAAAGAUAACUGGUUAAAAGCUUUAUUGUUGACAGAAUUCUUGAUCAUCUUCUAAUGGAAGCUGUUAUUUCCAUUGAUUCCAACUUCGUUUUCUGCUAGGCUUACCAUAAACUAAGCUAUUUCUAGAAGUUUUUGUCCAGUAACUUCUGUGCCAUCCAUUCUUAACCUCAUAAACUGUAGUUAGUAUGAUUACUGUAGUUCUAUUUUUGAAAGACAUACAUAUGCACACUUACAUGCCUACAUUAAGGGGCUAUACAAGAUUGCAAAGAAAGGAACCCUAUCGGGGAAGAAGGUAUAUGUUCUAUAUUUGUUCAUCCACAAAUACUUUGUUCCAUGCUAUUGCAGAUGUAUAUAUCUGCUAUUUUGGCACAAAGUAAACAAUUUAAAAAAGUAAAAAAUUUAAAAAGUCUUCAUACUAUCUUCCUCCUUGUGUAUUAUUACGUUUUUAAUUUUUAUAUGCUGCUGUUUCGCUGCCAGAUUUACAUCUGUCCAGUUAUUGCAAUAGGUAAUGGAAAGCACAUGUAAUCUCACUUUAAGGUUUUAUGGAAACUUCUCACAGGAGUAUUUAUAAUACAAUGAAUUAAAUAGUAUAAUAGAAAAUAUUGUCAAUGUAAAAUGUCCUCUAGGGGUCUGGUUUUAUUUGGAAUGGACUUACUGGGCUCCUGAGCACAAACUGAUUACAGAUUAACACUAGGUGAGCAAAGGUUUGAAAACAGCUUGUAAAUGUGUUUAUUCUUCGGCUCUUGGCUACUAAACUAAUAUCUCAUUUACAAAAUAUUUGUUAUUUAUAAAGUUUAACCUACUUUUAGGGACUGGUUGUGCUAUAAAUAUUUGAAUUUGGCUAAUCAAUAAGCUGUUAGGUUAUUUAAUUUUCUAAUUAAUUCUUUUUCUUGAAAACCCAAAAGGAAGUCAAGAAGUGCUGUUAAAUAGCAGGUACUUCAACAGUAAAUUGAACAGUGUACUCUUAAAUAAACUUUAAUGGCAUUUGAUAAUUCUAUAAAUGAUACUCUGCCUAAGAUUAAUCAGAACUGAUACUAAAGGAGGUACUUCUUUACGGUGUCGAGCUGGAUUUUGAAUUCAGUUCAAAAUUAAUUUAUUGAAGAAAAACUUCUGUUUCAUUUUACCCACAUGUCUGAUUUCUUCUGAAGAUUAUGAGAUUCUUAUAUUUUAUUCUGGUUCAAAAUAAGUUCCAAAGCAUUUAUGUAGUGUUUUUUUUCUUUUUUAAAUGGUCAUAUCCAGAUGGUGCCAAAAGGUAAUGGUUGGUUUUUUUAAAGAAAAUUUAGACACCACCCUACCUUCAGACAGUUUUAAGCUGCAUAAAAAGUAAAUAUUGGUACCUAAGACAACAUGUUUAUAGCCCUUAAGUCUUUGGGAAAUCAGCAAACCCAAUUUGCUGUGGUAUAGGAUGCUUGAAUAAGUAUGUUUUAAAUUCCUACCUCACUGUUAAUUUUAUAAACCCAGUAUCUACCUCAAAGUUAGCCUUCAGACAAUAGAGGAGAAAUUGGAUAUUCAGCACGGCAAGAAAACCACCUGAAAGCCAGGUAGGCUUUUUUUAGUUCCUGCUCCAAAGAGCAAUAACAUCCUGGCUGUUUUCUUUUAAUAUUAGGCCAUCUGAACUAAAAAUGGACACCUAAGGCAAAUCUAUUAAUCAUCUUUCUCUAUGACCUUAUGUCUAGGGAACAACCCUACCUCUAUUUCAAUACUUAGCCUAGUUGGUUGGCAUAACGAAUUACUGUAUUUUUUGGUGUAUAAGAUACACUUCCCCCCCGAAAAGUGGGUGAAAAUGUCUGUCUUAUAGCGCGAAUGUUGCCGAAGCCCCACCCCCCUGCCAGCCCCCACCCUUCAGCCUCUGUCUCCCAGCAGUUUGCCUCCUUGCAGCAAACAGCUUAAUCAGCUUCAGCACAGCCUGAUUAGCACGAGCAGCUGAUUGGCAAUUGGAUCUGCCUCCCAGAAUACCACCAAUCAGCUAUUCCAGGCUGCGGGGAUCACCACUGCCCAUCGCCUCUGCCACCUAUUGCUACCUCCAUGUGUCCUAUUUUUUAUUUCUGCGGGCCCCAUUUUCGGCCCAUUCCAGGCGUCGGGAAAUGGGGCCAAAAAUGGGGCGCAUGGAGGCCAAAAAUGGGGCAUGCAGAGGUGGCAAUAGGUGGCGGCAGCUAUGGGUGGUGGCGAUCCCCACAGCCUGUAACAGCUGAUAGGUGAUAUUCUAGGAGGUCGAUCCAACUGCCAGUCAGCUGCUCCUGCUAAAUCAGGCUGUGCUGAAGCUGACCAGGCUGUUUGCUGCAAGGAGGCAAAUUGCUGGGAGGCAGAGGCAGAUUUUUUUUUCUUGUUUUCCUCCUGAAAAGCUAGGGGCGUCUUAUAGUAUGGAGCAUGUUAUAGUCCGAAAAAUACGGUAACUCUACAGAAUCAUUGUAGGUUAUAGGCCUUCUCUCUGACAAAAAGAAAUACAUUGUAUUUAUAGCAAGAUAGAAAAGCCAUCUUUUGGAGAUCUGAAAAUGCCUGGCUAAUUGUCCAAAGCAGUUGAGUCUGUGAAAGGAAAUAAUAUUCUCCUAUAUUAACAUACAGUGAAAGGAGAUUUAGAAUUCUUACACUUAUUUUUUGUUUUACAAAUUUUCAUAUAGCAGCUUAUUUAGGCAGAGAAAAAGGAUUGUAACUCAAAUCAGCUUAAAUUGGAUUAUUUCAUCCAUUGUUUCCCACAUGCUGCAAAAAUACAAUGAAAGCACACUGUGGACACCUUGUAGAUUAUCACCAUUUCUUCAAUCUUGCUUAUAAACGGAGUUGGAGAAAUGGGCACAGAAAACUUUUUAGAAUUAGUUGAGUUUGAAUGGAAGAUGUCUUUUGGGGAUUCCUUUAAGCCAUUUUACAGCAUGACAAACAUUAGGUCAAUUUCCCCCUCCCCCCACACCACCACCACCAUCCUCAAGUAAUGAUUCUAUAGGAAAAAGGUUUUUUAAAAAUGUUUAUGUAUCUGCAUGGUCUUAGACCGCUUCAAUGAUUGUAUCAACUUACAAACUCAGGUUGAUUUUUUUUUUUUUUUUUUUUUUGGUGGGAAGCUCCUUUCUUCAGAGCUUUGGUCACUGAAUGUUUAGUGUACGUAAUAGGGUGUGGUAUUUUUUAAGUCACCAAACCUGUAAGUUCUUUUUGUAGCAUUAUAGAUUUCUUAAGUCCAUGUAGCUUCUUUCCCAUGGGAGAUCUUGUUUGUAGCCUCCCUUCAUAUAUACCGUAUAUAUAUAUUUUUAAAUAGGUUAUGUAAUGUGUGUUCACUCAUACAAACUGAUGGCUUUUCUACUUUGUAUGUGAUAUUCCUUGUACUGUGCCUCACCUAUUACAUAUUUGUUUAUAUAGUGCUAAUCCUCCCCCUUUUUUUAAAGUAGCAGUAGUAUGACAUGCCUUUUUUUUUCCUUGAAAAAUUUUCUUGAAAAAAGCAUUUCCAGUAUUGUUCCGUGCCUAAACCCUGUGGUUGGUCCAAGACCAAAAAAAUUUAAAAAUCAGCAUAGAAACUCUGCAAACCAAAUCCUCCAUUGAUUAGUCUUAACAUAAAUCCAUUUUCUCCCAUUUUUUAAAAAAUGGGAAUUACUUAAGAUUCUGCCUAUCUUUGGAAAAUACACUAUUUUUAAAAGCAAGUUGAAUUUUUAGUGGCUCACAUACUGCCACACACACAUCGGAUUUAUUAGAAGAAAACAGAUUCUUAGAGCUCCUUCUAUGUAUUAUUGUUGGAUUGGCCAAGGUUAUUUUCUCAAUUGAAAGCUGUUGAUUUUUAAAAUUUGGUCAUUCAAACUAUUCCUGUUGGAUUGCAGUGUGAUAUGAGAAAGGUGAGGCACAAGCUUUAUUUGAACAAGCUAAAAUGUUAGAACUUGUGGUUUUUUUCAAAUGGAGGCUUCUGAAUGUAUCUUUGUGGUCCAUGGAGAAGGCUGAAGGAUGUAGCAAGGAGACGAUGUAUCAGCUACUAGCAGCCUUAAAACAAAGUCAUGGUCUCCAUGGACUUUAAAAAUGUUUCUAUGCAGUUUAUUUUAUUUUUGUUUAAUUAAAUAAAUGUGAUUUUCACUUGAAA
Molecule: messenger RNA, 9973 nt
Organism: Pantherophis guttatus
Lineage: Eukaryota; Metazoa; Chordata; Lepidosauria; Squamata; Colubridae
Source: RefSeq, a predicted model, not a curated record